Molecule: messenger RNA, 345 nt
Organism: Iphiclides podalirius (scarce swallowtail)
Lineage: Eukaryota; Metazoa; Arthropoda; Insecta; Lepidoptera; Papilionidae
Source: the annotation of a GenBank genome assembly
AUGUCGGCGUCACCGGUAGCCAGGCAAGCUACGCACAGCCAAGCGAUCCCAUCCCGGAAAGUCCUCAUCACAGAUCCUGCUCAGAUGCCAGACGUCUAUUCCAGCACGCCCGGUGGCACGAUAUACUCUACUACGCCUGGAGGCACCAAGAUAGUCUACGAGAGGUCUUUUAUGAUGUCGCUGCGUCAAUCGCCGAUCUCGCAGACCCCACCGGAUUGCAACUUGCCCGCAUCUUUGCUACGGAAUCCGGGCCCUGUGACACAGACACCGAGCACCCCUGCGCAAAAACCACGCUCCAACUCUGUCUCCUUCGACGAGUCGCAGGAAACCUUUAACAUGGAUCUC